CAGCAAUUGGAGCACGGACCCGGCUUGGCAAUCAAAUUCGUCCCGCGUGCCGGAUCCGAUUGUGAGCUGCGAGACCCGACCCGGACCCCGUCACGCCGCCCCCGAUUCCCGUCCAGUGAGUCCCGCCCAGGCCACCCACUCAGAGCUGGAACCUCGAAUCUCGACCCUUGACUGUGUCCGAGACAUUCCCAAUCCCGGCGACGCGGACUCAACUACGCCGACGACGACGACGACCGACCGACAGCGACGAAUAGCCGCCCGCCCGUCCAAAAUCCAUUAAUUGCGCCGCCGUCGCACAUCUUGAUCUUUUCGGUCCCGGCGCAAUCGCUUUCUGUCUCGACCCGGCCUCUUCCCAAAUUCCGCGACAGCCAACAAAAAAAAAAACACCAAGAGAUACCCCCAACCACACCACCAAAAAUGUCGUCCUUCCUCGCCCGCCCACUCCGGGCCAGCAGCACCACCACCCUCGGUCUGCAACUGCGCACCCUCACAACCACCACCCCGCUCACCUACCACCAACCGCGCGUGCCCUCCUCCUCGAUCCCAAUCCCCAACGUCUCCGGCCGCGUCCCCCUCCCCGACGUGCCCGCGAACUCGGACUUCAAGAUCGAGAUCCCCGCCUACCCCUACGGGCCCCGUCGCGUGUACCACCAAUCCAACACGGGCCUGUACGGCUCGGCGCUGAUCCGCUUCGGCAACAACGUGUCCAAGCGCAACGAGAUCAAGACGCGGCGCAAGUGGCGGCCGAACGUGCAGCAGAAGCGGUUGUGGUCCAAGUCCUUGGGCGUGUUUGUGCGCACCCGCGUCACUACGCGCGUGCUGCGCACGAUUGAUAAGGUGGGCGGACUGGAUGAGUACCUGCUCGGCCACAAGGCGGCGAGAGUCAAGGAGCUGGGACCGUGGGGGUGGAUGUUGCGGUGGAGGAUCAUGCAGACUCCGGAGGUGAGGGAGCGGUUUGCGAAGGAGCGGGAGGCCCUGGGAUUGCCCCGGGUCAAGGAGGGGGAGGAGAAGAGUCUGGAGGAGCAGUUGAGGGAGUUUAAGCUUGCUGGGUUCAAGUUUGAGGAGGGCAAGGAGCCCAAGAGCAAGGGGGAGUUGAAGGAAGAGGCGGAUCGGAUGAUUAAGUCGGAGUCGAAGGAGUUUGAGUUGGGCCAGGAGGAGGAUCUGUUUAUGAAGGAGGAGCCGAAGCCGAAGAUGGCUUAGAUGGGACAAUUCUGAAGAGGGUCUGAUUACCGUCUUAUUCCGCUGUUGCGGACGACGGCUGUACCAUAUCUUGUGUGUAUAAAAAUGGGAUUUUAGAGGUUGAAGGCAAGCAUUGUGGACGAUUAGACCUCGUGCUGUCAGUGAAUUGUCCUACAAAAUUCGCGGUAUCUUAUCGAGAACUGUCUACAUGUGUACGAAGUUCAUGUGCAGGGCUACUGAGGGUGGUC
This is a messenger RNA of Neurospora tetraspora, 1427 nucleotides long. RefSeq lists its product as uncharacterized. Gene Ontology annotation, cellular component: mitochondrial large ribosomal subunit. Lineage: Eukaryota; Fungi; Ascomycota; Sordariomycetes; Sordariales; Sordariaceae. The record is from RefSeq and is a predicted model, not a curated record. Bases 418 to 1200 code for a protein of 260 amino acids. The transcript has a single exon. Gene Ontology annotation, molecular function: structural constituent of ribosome.